Vespa mandarinia (Asian giant hornet) is the source of this 1951-nucleotide messenger RNA. RefSeq names its product scavenger receptor class B member 1. Gene Ontology annotation, molecular function: scavenger receptor activity. The record is from RefSeq and is a predicted model, not a curated record. Gene Ontology annotation, cellular component: membrane; cytoplasm. Lineage: Eukaryota; Metazoa; Arthropoda; Insecta; Hymenoptera; Vespidae.
AGAGAGAAAGAGAGAGAAAGAGAAAGAGAGAGAGAGAGAGAGAGAAAGAGAAAGAGAGAGAAAAGAAUAAAAAAGAAAAUUUUAAUCUCUCGUUUGUUCGAAUGUUUAACAUUUUCAAAAUGAAAUCCGUGGAAAAAAAUGUGACGGUCCAAAAGGAUCAAACAAAUUUUUUAAAAAAUUGGUACGUUUGGAUCAUAACCAUAGUGGGACUGUCAAGUUUCUUUUUAAUAGUGAUAUUUUGGUGUACGAAUAUAUUCAAGAACACUAUAUUAUCGAAUUUAAUAAUAGAAAAGGGUACGACGAACUUUGAUUUCUGGGAACGUCCACCUGUCAGUUUGAUCUACAAAUUUUACAUCUUUAAUUAUACGAACGUAGAAGAUUUCGAGAGGGAUAAGGCAAAGAAACUUAGAGUCGAACAAUUGGGACCGUACAUUUAUAGGGAAACAAAGAAACGCGUAAACGUUCAGAUGCACGAGAACGGUACGAUAAGUUAUCAAGAGGAAAAAUCAUAUCAAUGGGAAAGUGGAAAUCCUGACAAUGAAAUGAUCAUCGUACCAAAUAUUCUACUUUUGGCGACUAUUUCCCAUUUCCGAAAUUUACCAAUUACCACCAAAUUUUUUUUAAACAUUGGCAUGUCAACGUUAAAACUAAAGACAUUUUUAAAUCUCACUGUUAGGGAUUUUCUUUGGGGAUACGAUGACAAUCUUUAUAACGUCUUGAAAUCAUUUAGCUUGUUAAACCAUCUGUCUUUCGAGAAAUUUGGAAUUCUAGUCGGUUACAAUGGAACCUCGAAGGAUCGUAUCACUAUAAAUACAGGUUCAAAUAACAUCGAUUAUCUUGGCAUAAUCGAUAACAUAAAUGGCAUUAAUAUUCAAAAUAUUUGGGGUGACGAUAGAUGCGAUAGGAUUUAUGGCACUGACGGAUCGAUAUUUCCACCGAAAUGGAUUGACAAUUAUAGUACUCCUCUUUACAUAUAUGUUAAAGAAUUAUGUAAACCGUUGAUCUUUCAUUUUCGUGAAUACAGCAUGGUCCAGGGAAUACCUAGUUUGAGAUACAAAAUGUCAAUGGACUCGUUAAUGCAAUCCUCGACGGAUUCCUGCUUUUGUCCAAAAAUAAUGGAAAACGAUGAAUGGAAAAGAAAAUGUCCACCUAAUGGAUUUUUUAAUGUAUCGACGUGUAAUUACGGCGUACCGAUAUUAAUUUCCUUUCCGAAUUUCUAUGGUGUUGAUCAAUCGUCGAUAGAAUCGAUCGAUGGAUUGAAUCCGAACGAAACUCAUUACGAGAGUUUCUUGGAUUUGCAUCAGUUUUUUGCCGUACCAAUGAACGGCUCGUUGAAGAUACAAUUGAACAUUGAAGUUCAAAAAGUCAUUGGUAUGCCGUACACCGGUAAACUUAAAGACGGCACGAUAUUACCAAUCAUAUGGUACGACAAUACACUUGACGUAUUACCACAAAAAUUUAUUAAUAUUUUCUUUGGCAGUCAUUUUCUUAUAAUGAUCAUUGAACUAGCCUUUCGAUGGGGUAGCAUUCUCAUAUUUUUAAGUUCCAUUUGUCAUGCUCUCUUCAUAAUUCUACGAAAAUAUUCGAUAAAUCGAUUAUGUGUUAUUAUGUGAAAUUUUUUAACGAACAACGAACUAAUAGAAGGAUGAUAAAUUAUAGCCGUCGCCUUCUCCUCUUCUUCCCCCCCCACACACACCCCAUCCCCAUCUCCAUCCCCACCACCACCAUUAUCUGACUUUUCCCUGCAUCUAACUCCAAUUUUAUCUCAAUUGACAAAGUUCAAAAGAAUAUUUUUUUUAAUUCAUUCAUUCGUUUACCUCGAAUGAAGUUAUAGCGCGAUAAUAGAGAUUAUUAAAAUAAGACAAUAUCAAUUUAUUCAUAAAAUUAUUCAUUGACGUUCAACAAGUAAAUCGUAUUUUUCUCAUUGUGCGAAAUACAAACGUAUAAUUAA